AUGGCCAGUCCCACCACAAGAACCCAUCUCCUCACCCACUGGUGGAGACACGAAGUCCUGUCCCAUCUCCUGUCCCACCUGGAGAACCCACCUCCUGUCCCACCUGUCCCACCUCCUGUCCCACUUCCUGUCCCACCUCCUGUCCCACUUCCUGUCCCACCUCCUGCCCCACCCACUGGUGGAGACAAGAAGUCCUUGUCCAACCUCCUGUCCCACCUGGAGAACCCACCUCCUGUCCCACCUCCUCCUGUCCCACCUCCUCCUGUCCCCCCACCUCCUGUCCCACCUCCUGUCCCACCACCUCCUGUCCCACCCAUGACUUCCAAGGAAGCCCCAUCCCACCUGGACCAC
Chaetura pelagica (chimney swift) is the source of this 351-nucleotide messenger RNA. RefSeq lists its product as uncharacterized. The record is from RefSeq and is a predicted model, not a curated record. The transcript has a single exon. The annotation marks the transcript as partial. Lineage: Eukaryota; Metazoa; Chordata; Aves; Apodiformes; Apodidae.